UCUGUCGUCGGUGGGCAUCUCUUCUCUGAUUCUCUUCGCAUUUCAUCCAAGCAAAAUAAAUCUUGAUUUUCCACCAUUGUUUGAUUCUUUCCUCCGUUCUCUGUAUAAUUAUUUUCCAACCAAGAAGUAUCUUGAAAUUACACUGACUGUGUGUAAGUAGUGAAAAUGGAGGCGAAGAUCGGUUUGGCGAUCUGCGUGAUGGCAAUGGCAGCGUGCUUGGCGGGCGCGGCCGACAAAGAAAUCAAAGUGAAGACUGUGAAGGGUGAGAAGGUGUGCGACCAAGGAUGGGAGUGCAAGGGCUGGUCCAAAUACUGCUGCAAUCUCACUAUCUCCGAUGUCUUCCAGACCUACCAGUUCGAGAAUCUCUUCUCCAAGAGGAACUCACCGGUGGCGAACGCCGUUGGCUUCUGGGAUUACCGGUCCUUCAUCCUCGCCGCCUCCACGUUUGAGCACCUCGGAUUCGGGACCACCGGCGGCAAGCUCAUGCAGAUGAAGGAGAUCGCCGCAUUCCUAGGCCACGUCGGCUGCAAAACUUCGUGUGGAUAUGGAGUGGCUACGGGUGGACCUCUAGCAUGGGGUCUAUGCUUCAACAAGGAAAUGAGUCCCAGCCAAAAAUAUUGUGAUGACUUCUACAAAUACGAGUAUCCAUGUGCUCCUGGAGCUGAAUACUAUGGCCGUGGAGCUAUUCCAAUCUACUGGAACUACAACUACGGAGCAAUUGGUAAAGGCAUCAAUCAGGAUUUGUUGAACCAUCCCGAAUACGUUGAACAAAAUGCCACUAUUGCCUUCCAGGCUGCAAUCUAUAGGUGGAUGACUCCCGUGAAAAAGAAACAGCCAUCUGCUCACGACGUCUUUGUUGGGAACUGGAAACCCACCAAGAAUGAUACAUUAGCAAAACGAGUUCCUGGAUUUGGAAGCACCAUGAAUCUUUUAUAUGGUGAGCUCACUUGUGGGCAGGGUGACAUUGAUCCCAUGAACAACAUCAUCUCUCACUACCUCUAUUAUCUUGACUUGUUGGGUGUCGGUCGAGAGCAAGCAGGACCCAAUGAAGUACUCUCCUGCGCCGAACAGCUUCCGUUCAAUCCCUCUACUACCAAAUCAUCGACUUGAAAAGCCUUCAAUUUCUAUCUGAAUCUCUCUUGCAAUAAGAUUUGUGUUGGGGGACAGGCACCUCUCAUGUAUUUGUGUGAUUAUUGAAUUUGUAAUAUGUCGACUGUUAUUGCUUCAUACACAGGUUUUGUUAAUUCAAGUGUAUUGUUAAGUUGUAAUACUAUUAUACUUGAAUCUAAAAUUUUCAGUUCCUACUUGAGGACUCUUUAUGUUUGAUUAA
This is a messenger RNA of Salvia splendens (bonfire salvia), 1330 nucleotides long. Its product is annotated as chitinase-like protein 1. Gene Ontology annotation, molecular function: chitinase activity. Bases 166 to 1110 code for a protein of 314 amino acids. Gene Ontology annotation, biological process: cell wall macromolecule catabolic process; carbohydrate metabolic process; chitin catabolic process. The record is from RefSeq and is a predicted model, not a curated record. The transcript is spliced from 4 exons. Lineage: Eukaryota; Viridiplantae; Streptophyta; Magnoliopsida; Lamiales; Lamiaceae.